AUGGAUCCUAUGUAUCGAACGUCUUUAGUAGGGCAUCCAAUUGAAUGCUUUGUGCCGGCGCAAUUCACGAAAGCCAUGGAGCAGUACACGGAGAACUACUGCUGGGUGCAGAACACCUACUGGAUACCAUUUCAGGAUCUGAUACCGCAUCGCCUGGAUGAUCGGGAGCGCCGACAAAUUGGCUAUUAUCAGUGGGUGCCAUUUGCAUUAGCUAUUGCUGCUAUCAUGUUUCAUAUGCCUGCAACCGUUUGGCGAAUGCUCAACACACAGUCAGGACUAAAUAUGUCACUUAUGAUACAGCUAGCAAGCCAGGACCAAAAUGUUGAUCCAUUAAUACGGGACCAUUCUGUGGAAGUACUCACUAGGCAUAUUGAUGAUGCACUCAAAUAUCAGCGAGAUUACGGAAGCCGAAAUAAAAGUGUGUAUCUAUUUGCUGUGCUGAAGUUGGGCAAAAUCUACGGAGCAUAUGUAUCAAUUAUCUAUCUGUUCGUGAAAAGUUUACACCUAUGCAAUGUAGUUUUACAGUUCAUUAUGUUGAACAAUUUUCUGGAAACAUCGGACUACCCGUUCUUCGGCGGCCACGUCCUUUAUGAUCUCCUCCUGGGUCGAGAGUGGCGUGAUUCCGGUCGAUUUCCACGUGUGACACUAUGUGAUUUCGAAAUCCGGGUACUGGGUAACGUACAUCGGCACACGGUCCAAUGCGUUCUUGUCGUCAAUAUGUUCACCGAAAAAAUAUUCGUUUUCCUCUGGCUCUGGCUUCUGCUCCUCUCAUUUGGUACCGCAGUAAACCUCAUUGUCUGGACACUGUCAUUGUCUUUAGCUGAAUGGCGGCAUGCUUUUGUGACCAAAUUUCUGGAGUGUGAAUCCAAUCAGACGCAUCGGUUUGUGCAUCACUUCUUGCGACCGGAUGGAGUGUUCAUUUUACAUAUGAUUGCUUCACACGGUGGCAACAUCAUUUGUGCCCGGCUGACCGAGUCUCUCUGGAUGCGAUUCUUGCAUCGCAGUGGCAAGUUGACCGUAUUUGAUGUGGAAAAAGCGAUGUGUUCGGAGGAGCGAAGUAAUAGCAGAAGUGGCAACAAGCACAUGGACGAGGACAGUUGGCAUGAGCCAACUUUACCGCCUCCUAUGCCGCUGCUUCCGGCUUCCACGCAGUUCGUCUGA
Messenger RNA from Gongylonema pulchrum, 1161 nucleotides. The record is from the annotation of a GenBank genome assembly. NCBI's taxonomy places the organism in Eukaryota, Metazoa, Nematoda, Chromadorea, Rhabditida, Gongylonematidae.